Molecule: messenger RNA, 983 nt
Organism: Lolium perenne
Lineage: Eukaryota; Viridiplantae; Streptophyta; Magnoliopsida; Poales; Poaceae
Source: RefSeq, a predicted model, not a curated record
AGGUCACCUCCGCUAGUGCCUUCUGGGCUAACAAGGGUAAGAGGGUCAGGAAGGAGUACUUUGUGGGUAACCAGCCUACGGAGGAAUGGUCAAUGACCAUUGAGGAGUACAUGUCGGUGAGUAAAAUGUCAAUGAGAUUCUACAUUGCUGCUAAGUUUUCAUUGGAUUAUCUUGAGUUGAGUAUUGCGUUUUCAGGUUUGUCCCGAGUGGGCCGAGCAGCAUAGGGAGGCAUGGCAGGAGCUGAUUAGGGCGAGGUGGCUCAGGGAGGACGAGGAGUUUGCAGCCGUGUCGAGGCGGAACAUGGAGAACCGAGGCACCGUUGGCACACACUGCGCGGGAAACCGCGACUACACCCGCUACAAGGGGAAAAUGGUAUGUAUAUACAUGGAACGACCUUCUUUCAUUUCCCGUCAUGUUACAUUUGUGGUACGCAUAACUUUUCUUUUCGCGAUGCAGGUGGCCGAGGCAGCACCUGGGGUGGUGCUUCAUGAUGCCCAGAUAUAUGACAUGAUGCGGACGAAGAAGAAGCCCAAUCCCGCAUUGCCUCAGCCACAGUAGUACGGCAAUGCCAAGGCCGCCAAGGAGGACUAUUGCGACAUGGUCAAGUCUCGUCACCCCGAGGUGGAUGACCCCUUGAGCAUUCCGGUCGACGAGGAGUCGUUGGUCCUGUCGGGGCGCGGGCGUCCGCAUGGCCGUUACCCCUUUCUGAAUAAGGCGGUCAAGCCUACCCCAGCCACGAGCUACACGCGUCUCAAGCAUACCCUCACCGCCGACAGCCCCCAGCCUCGUCCACGGCCUGCUCGUCCACCCGCCUACGAUCUUGAGUUCGAGGCGACCUUCGAAGCCUGUAAUGAAGCGUAUCAGCAGGCCGCUGCGCAGUGGAAUAGGCAGAAUACGGCCUACAUGGCGUAUAUAGGAGUAAGUCUGAAUCUUUCUUCUCGCAAGUAGAUGACAAGUCUCAGUUUGAUGCUUUAUUUCUGCAA